Messenger RNA from Podarcis muralis (Common wall lizard), 2721 nucleotides. RefSeq names its product potassium voltage-gated channel interacting protein 4 (gene KCNIP4). The record is from RefSeq and is a predicted model, not a curated record. Gene Ontology annotation, molecular function: calcium ion binding; potassium channel regulator activity. Gene Ontology annotation, cellular component: voltage-gated potassium channel complex. Gene Ontology annotation, biological process: regulation of potassium ion transmembrane transport. Lineage: Eukaryota; Metazoa; Chordata; Lepidosauria; Squamata; Lacertidae.
AGGGAGACAGCGGAGGAAAGUGUACCUUUGCUCUCCUAUAUCUACUACAAGUGCUCAUCACGCCAGACAGCUUGCGUACAGGGUUACAGGAGGACCCGCGUGUGACCGCCCUGUUCAGCAUCCCCCUGUCAGUUCAGUCUUUUCCUUGCAUGCUUUUUCGUUUCCUCCUCUAGUCCUUUGAAGGAUUCUCCCUUUUUCAAACAAAUCCAAAGGAGUUUGUCUGGCUUUAGAGAGGCAGCUUGUGAGCAGGCGAGCUGGGACAGAAGUUCUCUGUCAAAAACUAUUCACUUUCAUUAGCAAAAGUGUUCUGGCUCCCAUCAGAGGACUACCUCCCUGCAUAAAAUGAGUGGAUGUCGAAAACGGUGUAAACGUGAAAUACUGAAAUUCGCCCAGUAUCUUCUCAGGCUAAUUACAGGGUCUCUCCAUACAGACAGCGUAGAAGAUGAAAUGGAAAUGGCCACUGUGCGGCAUCGACCCGAAGCCCUCGAACUGCUGGAAGCACAGAGCAGAUUCACAAAGAAGGAGCUUCAGAUUCUGUACAGAGGGUUCAAAAAUGAAUGUCCCAGUGGGAUUGUUAAUGAAGAGACCUUCAAAGAGAUUUACUCUCAGUUCUUCCCACAGGGAGAUUCCACAACAUACGCACAUUUUCUGUUCAACGCAUUUGACACAGAUCACAACGGAAGUGUGAGUUUUGAGGAUUUUGUUAUGGGCCUUUCAAUUUUACUCCGGGGGACGGUGCAAGAAAAACUCAAUUGGGCUUUUAAUCUGUAUGAUAUAAAUAAGGACGGCUGUAUAACUAAAGAGGAAAUGCUGGAUAUUAUGAAAGCUAUAUAUGAUAUGAUGGGGAAAUGCACUUAUCCUGUUGUCAAAGAAGAUGCCCCGAGACAACACGUGGAAACGUUUUUCCAGAAAAUGGACAAGAACAAAGAUGGCGUGGUCACCAUAGAUGAAUUCAUUGAAAGCUGCCAAAAAGAUGAAAAUAUAAUGCGUUCCAUGCAGCUCUUUGAAAAUGUGAUCUAACUCCACGCAGUUCUUUCUUCAAUAAAUGGACGGUUAUAAACAAUCCUGCAACAACAAAUCCAUAAUGCUGUUGCCACUUUUACCAUAAAACAGGAUUGCUCAGCUUUACACGGAUGUGUAUAACGCAAAUAAGUUUCGUUUAAUCAAAGCCUUCCUACGGAGACCGUAUUUUUCCAGUAGUUGAGGUAAAAUAGUUCUCUUAAACAACGCUCACGUAGUUGUCCUUAAAAAAAAGUUCAUUUGAUUCAGAGAAUAAUCCAAAGAAACCAAAAUGAAAAUGGAAUUAUCACCUCCAAAACUUCAUAGAAGAGAUCCAGGAGAGAGGAAGAGGGCAGGAUCUGUUACUUGUUUCUAUUAGAGGAGUUUAUACACAAUUCUCAGUUAAAGGUAUUACAGCUAAUUACAGUUUGGGCACAAUCCGCCUUGGGUGCAGUAGAGUCCUGUUUCCUCUGCCUUCCCUUAUGCUGACAUCACAACAGAUCACUACUGGGAAGGGGAAGUCUCCAUGCAUUGAGCCUGCCCAUGUCCCCUAUUCCCCGAAAUGAUGCAGCACACAUCAUACUUGUCAAAUGUAUGUUUGUGCCCAGAGCUGGAAGGGACCCUAAGGGUCAUCUAAUCCAACCCGCCCCGCCCCCCCCCCCGAAGACACGCAGACUCCAUUAUGCUCAGUGGAGAAUCUGUCCGCAUAAGGGUUGGCCAUCUUUGCGUAGUAACCUGCAAUUAUUUUUUUAACUUCACAAUCAACCCAUUUUAUAAAAGAAUGUUUUUUUUUUAUAGUAAAUGGAUACUGGAUCAAUUUAUUGAAUGGUUGCCUAUGGCAAACAUCUUCCAUCUUUUAAGAUCACCAGUUUAUGUAAAAUUCUGUCUGAAUUUUAACUAAAGUGUUACGCUCCCACAUAAAGGACAGAAAUUAGCUUUACAAUGAGUGCUGCUUUGUUUAACUAAAGCAACUGUAUGAAGGAACUGAACUACUACUUUUUAACUGUGGGACUGGCCCAAAAUUAGUAGUAAAAAAGGAACGAAUGUAUUUUUAAGUUUCUAAGCACUCACUGCUCAGGAUACAUAGCAGAAUAGAGUCAUGCCGGACACUAGACUGCAAGUUUUGAAAUUAUUUUUCUCCUCUGACUAUGGUGGAAGAUGCAUAAGUUCAUUAGAACAGUUAUGUAAGAGCAGUGGUGGUAAUGGGGUUUUUUGGAAAGGGGAGGCAACUUUUUUUUCUUUAAAGGCUACUAGAGGGAAGAGGGAAGAAGCAUGUGUCAAGAUGGAGCAGUAAUGGGUACAAGAAGCGCCCUUCUACUUUCCUCCCUGCCUUUUUACACAGACAUCAUUGCUGAACUGUAGCCAGCAAAGAGGCGUCUUCCCCCCCUCCCCUCCAACAUAUUCAAAUCAUUCUUACAUGCCUGCCCACAAGCAUAUAACUACUGGUACCAGACAAUUGCAAACCUUAAUUGUGACAUUUCUGCACAAAGGAUCUGAAGAGCUUACAGAAGUCCAAAGAGAGCUGCAAACUGUUUUUGCAAAAAUAUAAGUAAAGCAGGCAUCUAUUCUGGUGUAGAGAUGGGAAUGAGGCAUGUUGAAGGCUGCUCUGCUAUCACCAGUGUAGGAAUAUGAGUAGUACAAUACAUGUACACUUGAAAUUUGCUGUAGUGUUUGUGAAAAUUAUAUGUGCACUUUAAUAAAAAAAAUAAUAUGAAAAAUGCA